Molecule: messenger RNA, 1491 nt
Organism: Salarias fasciatus (jewelled blenny)
Lineage: Eukaryota; Metazoa; Chordata; Actinopteri; Blenniiformes; Blenniidae
Product: retinitis pigmentosa 1-like 1 protein
Exons: 6
Coding region: 1-1491 (496 amino acids)
Source: RefSeq, a predicted model, not a curated record
AUGCAGAUUCUGGUGCUGCUUUCACUGAGCCUCACAGUGGCUCUAGGAUCGCCUUUAUCUUCCCCUGAUGUGGGACAACAAGAAGUUUUACCUAAAGACGAGCAGCGCCCCCUGCUGGGGGACCUGGUUCCUGUACGGGGACAUGUAGAAGUGGAGGAUCCUGCACCGCAGGCCCAACCGAGCUCGAAACAGCAGCCACAAGUUCAACCAGAGGCUAAAGCAGAAGAGCCACAAGCUCAGCCAGAGGUUAAAGCAGAAGACCCACAAGUUCAACCAGAGGCUAAAGCAGAGCCACAAGUUCAACCAGAGGCUAAAGCAGAUGAGCCACAAGUUCAGCCAGAGGCUAAAGCAGAAGACCCACAAGUUCAACCAGAGGCUAAAGCAGAAGAGCCACAAGUUCAGCCAGAGGCAGCGGAGGAGCCAGAAGUCGAGGAGUCUGAAGUGGAGCAGGAGCUGAAUGUAGAUCCAGAGGAGGAGAGCGAGGACGAGCUUUUGGAAAACCCUGACCUACAGGGAGAAUCAGAGGUCGAGGUGGAGCCAGGUCUUCGGGCGAGGCUCCAGCCUGAAGAUGCUGAGGAGGCUGAGGCGGAGGAGGAAGAGGGCUCCCCGGACUACGAGGAGGCGGAGGGGGAGUACGAGGCGGUGGGCGAGGAGGAGCAGGAGCCGGAGCCUCUGGACGACGACCAGCUGGUGGAAGAGGAGCCCGGCGACGCCGAGCUGGCCGAGGCAGAGCAGACUUUGAGGAGGGCUUUUCUGGGCCCGGACGCUGAAGUCCUGCCCCAGCAGAGGGGGGCGCCGGUACAGGACCUCGACUACUCUCUAGAGGCAGAUCCGGAGUUGGACGAGGGGCUGGCUCUGGACGCGUUCGGCCAGCCGCUUGAAGACAGCUACUUCCCCGACGAAGAGGAGAGGAUGAUGGCUGGAGUGGAGUAUGAGCUGGAGCCGGUGGAGGAGGAGGAGGACCAGCCGGUGGAGGAGGACCAGCCCAAGCUGGAGCAAAGGGCUCGGGUCCAGAGACGGCGCCGGUCUGUGAUGGACCAGGAAGAGGACCGGCCUGUAGACAUAGGCUAUCUACAGGAACAGCCAGGGCGGCGCCUCUGCCCAGGGGUGCUGUAUGAGGGGAAGUGCUACCAGUUCUUCAGGGAGCCGCGGAGGGCUGCAGAUGCUGAGUUCUUCUGUCAGAGGACGCUCCCCAACGGCCACCUGGCCUCCAUCACCAGCCAGCACAUCCACAGGGCGGUCGUGAGCGACAUCAAAGCCAGGCACGGAGUCUUCCCUCGCACCUGGGUCGGAGGCCUUCGCUUUCUGAACACUGGCCGCUUCGUCUGGCUGGAUGGAUCCCACUGGGGGUAUGAGGACUGGCUGCGAGGAGAACCCAACCACACCGCCGGGCUGGAGGACUGCCUGGAACUGCUGCCUACCGGAAAUGGAAAGUUUAACGACUUCACCUGCUGGGAACGUCAGGCUUUUAUCUGCUCCUACACGUUUUAG